Diaporthe amygdali is the source of this 1098-nucleotide messenger RNA. RefSeq lists its product as uncharacterized. The record is from RefSeq and is a predicted model, not a curated record. The coding region runs from base 1 to 1098 and encodes 365 amino acids. NCBI's taxonomy places the organism in Eukaryota, Fungi, Ascomycota, Sordariomycetes, Diaporthales, Diaporthaceae. The transcript is spliced from 4 exons.
AUGUCGUCAACAUCCAGCGCCCCGGGUGGCUCGGACUCAUUAUCCAAAGAGUCGCAGAGUGGCAUGGUGAUGAUAGUCUCUGCCGUUCUAACUGGGCUCUCGACGAUCGUGGUUCUGCUGCGGCUCUAUACUCGCUAUGUUAUCCUCGGUACGGCUGGCGCCGACGACUGGACGAUGGAAGCACAUUACGGCCUCGGUCGCCAUCUAGCAACGUUGAGCCAGGAGAAUGUUGUGAGGUCUCUCGAAUGCCUAUUCGCCGUGAUCUUCAGCUACAACAUUGGCAUGAAUGUCAUCAAGGUCUCCUUCCUCCUGCAGUACCGCCGUAUUUUUCCAAGCCGCACUUUGCGCAUCGUUUGCUUCUGGGGGCUUGUGUUUGUUGGGUUAUGGACGGUCAUUCAAGGAGUUCUACUUUCAAUAACCUGCAUUCCCCUGGCAACAAUCCAGCCUAGUACGGCGUCAUGGUGUCUCGACACUCUGCCUAUCUGGGAAUUCACGUCAUCUGUGGGCCUAAUCACCGACUUCGCUAUUUUCCUGGUUCCAUUGCCCGAAAUCUGGAAACUGCCUAUAGCCUCGCGCCAGAGGAUAGUUCUGUUCGGAAUUUUUGGUCUCGGGUUCUUUGUAUGCAUUGUGUCAAUCAUUCGCAUCCCUACCCUCCAAGCCGCAUCGAAGGCAGCAGACCCAACCGCGGACAACGUUUCGGCCGCCCUAUGGACACUGACAGAGCUGAACGCCGCCAUCCUGUGCUCUAGCCUACCGGUUCUGAGGCCGCUCGUCUUCAAGUCGACCGGGCGCGGCAGCAAAAGGACGAUCACGGGCCCCAAUAAUCCUUCCAAGCAGGGCUCGAAAGGAGAAGCGUUGGAGUUGACGACAACGUCCCGAAGAAAAACUAUGAGAUCGACAGUUACGGGGCUCAACAACGAGAGCUCGGACGAGUUGGUGACUUCCACAAUCGAUGAAUUAAUAUAUGUAUCCGGCGAGCCUGGCUCUAGACGUGGUGCUGGUUAUAACACCGCGGCGCUCACGGAUGAUAAUGCGGCGGAGCUGGGACAAGCGGUCCAGACAUGGGAUUACAACGAUAAAAGGGAGAGGACUAAUUAG